Molecule: messenger RNA, 2466 nt
Organism: Pleuronectes platessa (European plaice)
Lineage: Eukaryota; Metazoa; Chordata; Actinopteri; Pleuronectiformes; Pleuronectidae
Gene: paox
Product: polyamine oxidase
Exons: 10
Coding region: 72-1577 (501 amino acids)
Molecular function (GO): polyamine oxidase activity
Source: RefSeq, a predicted model, not a curated record
CUGAUUUGUUACUUAUUAUGGCUGUAGAAGAAGAAGACUGAGAGGAGCACCUACGUCUAGAGUGGAACGCAAUGGAGGCAAUGAGCGUUAACACCAAAAUAGUUAUAAUAGGAUUCGGUAUAGCCGGAAUAUCUGCAGCUCACAGACUCUUUAAAGCUGGAUUUCACAAUGUGCGGAUACUGGAGGCGACAGCGAGGAGCGGAGGAAGAAUCAAAACUGGAGCUUUAGGUGAUAGGAUAGUUGAAAUUGGGGCAAACUGGAUCCAUGGACCAUGCAAGGAGAACCCAGUGUUUUGUUUGGCCCAGCAGUACGGACUCCUGGACCCAGAGGCCCUCACCCCCGAAAACCAGGCCAUGGACGUCGGAGGACACCCCCCCUGGGUUCCCAACUUCUUCAGCAGUUCAGGUCGGAAGCUCAAUGCAGAGGACGUCUUUCCAGCUCUGGAGAUGUUUGCUGAGCUGCUGAAUGAAGGUUCAGAAUUUCCGAAUCAAGGAGGAGAACCCUUCUCCAAUAUGGGAGAAUUCAUCCGGUCAGAGGUGCAACAACGAUCAGAAGAGAAAUGGAAAGAUAUCGACGCAAACACCAGAUCUCUGCAACUGUGUACGAUCAGCAACAUGCUGAAGGUGGAGUGCAGCGUUAACGGGGCCCACAGUUUGGAUGAGGUGGGCCUGGGGGCCUAUGGCCUUUAUAAGACUCUUCCUGGACUGGACUGUACAUUCCCAGGCGGCUUCGAAGGUCUCGUCAAAAACUUGAUAUCGGAGCUUCCCGGUGGUUUGGUGACGUACAGUCGGCCUGUGCGGCGUGUCCACUGGAGCAACUCGGAGAGGAGAGAAAACCCUGUGGAAGUUGAGUGUGAUGAUGGGGAGAAGAUCACUGCGGACCAUGUUAUUGUCACAGUACCUCUAGGAUACCUGAAGAAGCACCAUUCAACUCUGUUUGAUCCUCCUCUGCCGCUGCACAAGCUGCACUCCGUCCAGAGACUGGGUUUCGGAACAAAUAAUAAAAUAUUUGUGGAGUUCGAUUCCCCGUGGUGGGACGCUGACUGUGAGGUCAUCCACCUUAUAUGGGAAGAUGAGGAUGCUGUUGUGGACACGGUGCUAGACAUUCAGGGAUCCUGGAUAAAGAAGCUGUUUGGCUUCACUGUGCUGAAACCCACUGAAAGGUAUGGACAUGUGCUGUGUGGCUGGAUAGCUGGACAUGAGUCAGAGCACAUGGAGACACUGACUGAACAAGAGGUCACACAUGCUGUCACACAACUCAUCCGUAGGUUUACAGGGAACCCGACCAUCAGCCCGAGGAGAGUCCUGCGCUCCCAGUGGUUCCAUGACCCCUGGACAUGCGGCUCCUACAGUUACCCUGGAAAAGGCUGUUCGGAGCAGGACCUGGAGAACAUGAGGGAGCCCCUACCUUGGAAGGGAUCCCAGUCAAAACCCCUGCAGGUGCUGUUCGCUGGAGAGGCUACUCAUCCCUGCUACUACUCCACCGUCCAUGGAGCUCUACUCACUGGGUGGAGAGAAGCUGAUCGGCUCAUCUCUCUCUACUCCAACGUCAGUGAGCCGCUCAAGUCCAAGCUUUAGAAGAAUAAUGCUGCAUUGACAAGAAGAGAUUUAACAGAUUUAUCUUUGACUUUGUCAAACACUGAUGUCAGAGUUGAUUGUGUGGAAGCUGCUGUGCAUAUAUGUUUGUCACGUUAAAAACUGGAAAGUCCCCAAGAAUGAGACAAAAUGAACUUUGAAAGUAUACACUUAGAAAUCUGAUUUGUAAUAAUGUUGUAAUAAUGCCGGGAUUUUCAAGGAGAGAGUUUGAUUUCAAGACUGAAUUUUAUAAAGUUUUCAAAUUAUGAAUUGAUUUUAACUUUGAGAUAUUCUCAAAGUUAAUAUCACUUAGAAGUGCAUCUUGUCAAUUAAUUGAUAAUUAACACAUUUCUUUAUCAUUUGCACUACUCUUGAUUCCUUUUGAAUUAUAAGGUGAAAUGUAAGUGGUUUUAGAAAAGUGUUGAAGAAUAUGAAGGAAUUAGUGUUUGAAUUAAUGUGUCAUUAAAAUGACAUGCUAAAGCGGUCAAGUGAAAAACUUACAGACACAAACAUCUAAAAAAUGCCAUGUAAUAAGGAGCAUGUGUAUGUGGAUUUCAUGAAGCAAAACCUACUGUGACUUGGAUUGACGGUGUAAGCAUCCAGCUGAGAGCAGCAACAUGGAUGCUGAGACACAGUUUGUGGCCUUAUAUUAUACAUGUAUUAUUACUAUACCAAGAGUAUUCCGCAAGAAAAACACUCAGGGUCAACUCAGAAGGUUUAGAUGAGAAGAAAUAAGUCUGAAGAUUCUAUAAUCCGAGAAGCUUGAUGACAGUGGAUUUUCUCUCUGUUCUGUUUUGAGUGUGAAUGUGGUCUGUGACUCAUUUUGUGAUUCUGAGGUUGAGCGCUGACUUUGUCUAUGAAAACAGGAAGUCAAUAAAAGAAAAUAAAUGUU